AUGAAUCAGCGGGUGGAUUCCACCGGUUCUGCUGCGGCAGAGGGAGGAUUCGAUUCGUAUAGGGAUGGUCGGGACGCGCGCCGUUGCUUGAAUGAGCUUCAAACGUCGCUUUCAUCGUUCAUACCAGCUAAAGCCGACAUCUCGUCGGAUGCUGCGGCUGCUCAUAACGAAGCAUCACCUUCUCUGCUUUCCCUGGAUGCGCCUGGCGGCAGAUUGGACUCGUUUGCUUCACGCUCCUUGGCGUUAUCCUCGUUACAAGACGUGCUUCGACUCGAUACGCCUCUGAGUCCCAGAUAUUGGCCUCUGAACCGUGUUGCCUCAUUGCUGCGAAGCUUCCCAGAGCUCACAUCCCUCCACCUCCCGUUUCUGUCACAUCUCGGCGCUGGCCCCUCCUUGGGGGAGGGCACUUACGCCGGAUGUGACUAUAUCGAUGCCAUCUGCCAUAUUGUUGCCCCCUGCUGCCCGUCCCUUCGCCAUUGUCACAUCGAGUUCGAUCCUGCUUGCACCGUCACCUGCUCCUCCGCCCCAUUCAGUCACCUCUCGUUACUGUCACAUCUGGAGCUGCAAAUGGGCUCUGAUUGGGCGAAAGCCUACCCAGUCCCCAGGCUCUACGACAACAUGUUUUCCGGGCUUCGAGACACUCUCACCUCCCUCACUCUCACCCUCCCGUUUAUGGCACACCUUCCACUUUCGAUAUGGGAACUAACUGCUCUCCGCUCUCUUUCCAUUCGCAACCCGGCCUUUCACCCGGGCGUGCAGAGGCAUGCUUAUGAGGCAGGCGUGUCCGGGUUGCGGCAUUUGUCCUGUCUGCAGCUGCUGGGUCACCCGGUGCCCGGACUGAUGAUGGCGGCACUUGGUGAAACCCACCCGGAGACAACAGGAAGGGAUGGGGUAGAGCAACAGCAGCAUCAGCUGCAGGAGGAACAGCUAGGGAUUGGUGGGAACGAGCAGCAGCAGCAGCAGCGGGGUGGGCAGGGAGGUGAGGAGGCGAGCAGAACCCAGCAGCUGGAGCAGCUGCGCAUGUCCCGAGGCACCGUGGCAAUGCUGAACGCACACCAACUCGUUGGCCCUGCUGCUCAUCCUGCUGCUCCUGCUACUCCUGCUACUCCUGCUACUCCUGCUGCUCCUGCUGCUCCUGCUGCUCUUGCUGCCAAUGCUGCAUCUACUGCCCCUUUCGCCCCUGCAGCAGGUGAGGGGGCGGGCGAGGGGAGGCGGAUUGCGGAACUGGAGCUGUCGCUCCCUCCUUCCUCCCCCAACCUGUCCGCCUGGACCUUCCUGCCCUCGCAUCGGCCAGCCUCAGGGUGCUUAAGCUCUCUGGUGUUUACAUAA
Molecule: messenger RNA, 1329 nt
Organism: Closterium sp. Naga37s-1
Lineage: Eukaryota; Viridiplantae; Streptophyta; Zygnematophyceae; Desmidiales; Closteriaceae
Source: the annotation of a GenBank genome assembly